Molecule: messenger RNA, 5883 nt
Organism: Drosophila suzukii
Lineage: Eukaryota; Metazoa; Arthropoda; Insecta; Diptera; Drosophilidae
Source: RefSeq, a predicted model, not a curated record
UUUUUUAAAUCGUUUACAUUUAAUACGCGUGUGUCCUAAAGAAGUGAUAUAUUAAGUAAAAAGUGAAAAAUGAGUGAUGAAACGGGCGAUUCGGGCGGGGCAACAGCCCCACUUCCAUCGCCAUCUAAUGCGGAUACGGAACCAGGAGCUACUGCCUCCAAAAUACCGGGUCCAAGCAGAUCCAAUAUUCCCACGCCCGCUGCUUCAGGUACCGGAAUCCCGCAGCCCAGCAAAAUGAAGGCACCAUCCAAUUUCGGAUCUACCGGGUCUGUUUCCAAAAUUGGAAGACCCUGCUGCAAUCACACAACCCCUAAAUCUGGGCCACCACCAAGAGACACCGCCAGCAUGAGUCGUGAAAGCGAUGACAAUUUAAGUUCGAUCAAUUCGGCUUAUACAGAUCACAACAGCGCAGUGCUGACAGCAAAUACAGAGCAGUUCAUCAUUGGCCAGCGGGUUUGGCUUGGUGGCCUUCGUCCCGGACAGAUUGCCUACAUUGGCGAAACACACUUUGCACCCGGCGAAUGGGCGGGCGUUGUCCUGGAUGAACCAAAUGGUAAAAACGAUGGCUGUGUGUCGGGCAAAAGAUACUUCCAGUGCGAGCCGAAACGCGGCAUUUUCUCACGCCUCACACGUCUUACCACAUAUCCCAUGUCUGGGGCCCAGACACCGACUUCUCCCUUGGCCAAAAACUCCCCGGACAGAUCGCGCACAGUGUCGCCAACUGCGAGUAUUCGUAGUUCUAUGCUUCGCAGUCCAGGCAUUGGUGGCAAAAACGGCAUGGCUGUGGGCGAUCGUGUGAUUGUCUCCUCUGGAUUUGGCAGUCGUCCGGGUAUCUUACGCUUUUUGGGUGAGACACAAUUCGCUCCUGGCAAUUGGUGCGGCGUGGAAUUGGAUGAGCCUAGCGGCAAGAAUGAUGGAGCUGUGGAUGAUAUAAGAUACUUCGAGUGCAAGCCCAAGUACGGGGUGUUUGUACCUAUAGCGAAGGUUUCGCUAUCGCCGUCAUCGAAGAAAACGCGCCUUUCGAGGACCGGAUCACGGGAGUCCCUCACCUCGAUCGGCACCAUGAACAGCAUCGCCACCACGGCCACGUCGCGCAUGCGCAUGAAUGCUCAGCAGCGCAAGUCGAUCACGCCCGUUAAGCCAAUUUUAGCGACGCCGAAAAGCCAAUUUUCCAUGCAGGAUCUGCUGCGCGAGAAGCAACAACAUGUGGAGCAGCUGAUGGUGGAGCGCGACCUGGACCGCGAGGAUGCCCAGAAUCAGGCGCUGCAGCUGCAGAAGAACAUCAACGAGGUAAUUAUCUUCACCGAUACCAUGUACGCACCGCUGCCCUAUGCGGAUAGAUCGCGACCCUAUCGACCGCCCGGCAAGAAGUCAAGGGUUAAGAGUCCACAGCAACAACAGCAUAUCUGGGUGCCCACCACCCUGAGCAGCUGCAUCACAACGAGUACAAGACCAACUAUAACAGCAGCAACAUGCAACAGACAGCCCUUGCAACAGCAACAGCAACAUGUGUUGCAGGCACAGCAGCAACUUCAGCGGCAGGCCAAGCCAAAGAAAGUUUGGUUUUGCGAUAAAAAGAAACUUUUUCCACUGAAGGCAAGAAUUGUUGAAUUGGAGUCGGCAUUGGGAGAUGAACGAAAGAAAUCGGAAGAGUUGCAGUUCUCUGUAGACGAAGCCCAGUUUUGUGGCGAUGAAAUGAAUGCUCAGUCCCAGGUCUACAAAGAAAAAAUCCACGAUCUGGAGACGAAAAUCACACAACUGGUGUCCGCCACUCCCAGUCUGCAAAGUAUACCACCACCACCUCCAGAUGAUAGCGCUUUCAAGGAAGAAAUUGCUAAGCUCCAGGAAAAAUUGAAUACUCAGCAGAAGGAAACGGAAUCCAGGAUCGCCGAGCAGCUGGAGGAGGAGCAGCGAUUGAGGGAAAAUGUAAAGUACCUGCAAGAACAAAAUGACACUCUUCAGUCAGAGCUCCUUUCCAAGGAUGAGGCCCUGGAAAAAUUCUCCCUCUCAGAAAGUGGAUUAGAAAAUCUUCGCAGGGAACUAGCGCUGCUCAAGGAGGAAAACGAAAAGCAAGCUGAGGAGGCAAAAGCUGAUUUCUCUCGAAAAUUGACCGAAAAAUCGGAACUGCUGGAAAAGGUCACCUCCGAAUUGCAAAACCUGAAAGCAGUCUCCGAUACUCUAGAAAGCGAAAGGGUUAACAAAACCGACGAAUGCGAGAUUCUUCAAACCGAAGUCCGAAUGCGGGAUGAGCAAAUCAAGGAGCUAAGUCAACAACUCGAUGAGCUAACCACCCAGUUAAAUGUACAAAAAGCAGAUAGUUCGGCUCUGGAUGAUAUGCUACGCUUGCAAACGGCGGGAAGUGAUGAAAAAUCGACUCUUUUAGAGAAAACCGAGAAGGAGCUAAAUCAAUUUAAAGAAGAGGCUUUGACAAAUCAACAGGUAAAAGAGGAACUUGAAAAGCAAUUAACUGAAUUAAAGCAAUUGGCGGAACAAGAGAAACUAGUCAGAGAAAAGGCUGAAACUGAAAUCAAUCAAAUAAAAUUAGAAAAAGUAACUAUAGAGCAGCAAUUGGCCUUAAAAGAAACUGAACUGGAGAACUUCCAAAAGAAACAGUCUGAAACAGAGGCUCAUCUUCAGGAAAACAAGGAUAUUAAUAGCCAGAAAGAUCUUAAACUAAUUGAAUCUGGUGAAGCCCUUAAACAACUGCACCUUCAACUGGAUGAGAAAACUAAAGUCCAUGAAGCACUCUUAGCUGACCUGGAAGAGCUGAAGAAAAAUCAGGAAACUGUUUUAAAUAAAAAGGAUCAGGAUAUACAGCAGCUUGAGGCGAAGUCAAGUGAACUGGAAGGAGCUCUAAAGUCCACUCGAGAACAAUUAGAGCUACUUCAACAACAGGCAGCCGCAUCUGGAGAAGAGGGAUCCAAGAACUUGGCCAAAUUGCAGGAAGAGAUUAGUCAGCUUAAGGUCCACGCUGAGAAAACUCAAUCCGAGCUAAAAUCUAGCCAAUCGAAUGUGGAAGCAAAGACCAAACAAUUGGAGUUAGCCAAUGGAAGUCUUGAGGAGGAAGCCAAGAAGUUGGUCAAUCUGCAGGAACAGAUUACCAAACUUAAAUCCGAAGUGGAGGAGACCCAGUCAGCUCUCAGUUCAAGUCAUACGGAUGUGGAAUCCAAAACUAAGCAGUUGGAGGCAGCCAAUGCCGCUCUCGAAAAAGUCAACAAGGACUACGCGGAAUCCCGAGCGGAAGCUUCCCAUCUGCAAGAUCAGGUGAAGGAGAUCACCGACACACUUCAUGCUGAGCUCCUGGCUGAACGAUCCUCCUCCAGUGACCUACAUACCAAACUCACCAAGUUUUCGGAUGAAUUAGCCACAGGUCAAAAGGAACUCACCAGCAAAGCCGAUGCCUGGAGCCAGGAGAUGCUGCAGAAGGAGAAGGAACUGCAGGAGUUGCGAACGCAGCUUCAAGAUAGUCAAGACACCCAGACAAAACUGAAAGCAGAGGUAGAAAGGAAGGAGAAAUCUCUGGAAGAAUCUAUCAAGAAUCUUCAGGAACAACUAGCUAAGUCUAAGGCCGAAAAUCAAGAACUGAGCUCUGGCACGCAGGAGACCAUCAAAGACCUUCAGGAGCGUCUGGAAAUCAGCAAUGCUGAGAUUCAACACAAGGAGAAAAUGGCCACGGAAGAUGCCCAGAAAAUAGCUGAUCUUAAAACACUUGUGGAAGCCAUCCAGGUGGCUAAUGCCAACAUAUCUGCCACCAACGAAGAGCUCUCCACCGUGCUUGAAGUCCUUCAAGCGGAAAGGAGUGAAACUAAUCACAUAUUCGAGCUUUUUGAAAUGGAGGCGGAUAUGAAUUCAGAGAGGCUAAUCGAAAAACUCACAGGGAUGAAGGAGGAGCUCAAGGAUACCCAUCUUCAACUGGAUGAACAGCAGAAAAAGUACCAGGAUCUGGAGUUGAAAUUGGAGCAGACGCAGCAGAGUGAGCAGAAUUUGCAGCAGGAAUCUUUGACUUCCAAGGAGCAAAUAAAGGAACUUCAACAGUCACUCGCAGAAGUUCAAGACUCUCUUAAGCAAAAAGAAGAACUUGUCCAGAAAUUGGAAGGUCAGCUUAAGGAAACCAGUACCAAAUUAGAAGGCGAAUCAACUUCCUCCCAGGAAGUCCAACUAAAACUUGAAGAAGCUGAGAAGAAUAAUAAGAACUUACAAGAGGAGAGUGCCAAAUUAAUCGAACAACUACAGGCGCUACAAAAAACCCAGUCGGAACUCUCCGAGUCCCUCAAGAAAAAGGAUGAAGUUGUACAGAGUCUAGAAGAUAAACUGAAAGAAAGCAAUACUCAACUAGAAAUCCAAAAUUCUGCGACUAAAGAAACCCAAGUUAAAUUGGAGGAGGCACAACAGAGGGAGAAAGCCUUGCAGGAAGAGGCUGCCAAAUUAUCCGGUGAGCUGCAACAAGUCCAACAGGCCAAUGGAGAAGUAAGGGAUUCUCUAGUAAAAGUAGAAGGGUUGGUGAAAGUUUUCGAGGAAAAACUCCAAGCCGCCACCGCCCAGUUGGAAAGCCAACAGGCCACGAACAAAGAGCUCCAGGAGUUGCUGUUGAAAUCACAGGAGACGGAGGGUAACCUACAGGGAGAAUCUCUGGCAAUCACCGAGAAACUACGCCAACUAGAACAGGCCAAUGGGGAACUUAAUGAGUCACUGUCCAACAAAGAGAAAAGCCUUAAAGAUUUUGAAAAUAAACUUCAAGAAAGUAAUUCUCUACUGGAAGGACAAAAGAAAAGCCACAACGAACUCCAGGACAAGUUGGAAAAGGCUCAGGAAAAGGAAAGGAAUCUACAAGAAGAAACCUCCAAGUUAGCUGAGCAGCUGAGUCAACUACAGCUUAAGAAUGAGGAGCUUCAAAAAUCCCUCCAGCAAAAGCAAUCGCUUUUGGAAAAAGGCAACGAAUUCGACACACAGCUGGCGGAGUAUCAGAAAGUCAUCGAUGAAAUGGAUGAUUCGGCCUCCGCUAAGUCCAAGCUGCUGGAACAGCUGCAAAAUAGAGUUGUGGAACUGGAGGCUGCACUCCAUAAAGCCAACGAAGCCCAAAAGACUGCUAAUCAGGAGACUAAGGAACUGAGGCGCCAGCUGGAAUCGCUGGAGUCGGAGAAGACUAGGGAGAUUUUGACCCUCAAGACACAGAUGAAUGGAGCAGGCAGCAGGUCAGGAAAGGGUGAUGAACUUGAGUCACUAGACACCGAGACAAGUCUUGCCAAGAUCAACUUCCUCAACUCAAUCAUUGCCGACAUGCAACAGAAGAAUGAUGCUCUCAAGGCCAAAGUCCAGACCCUCGAAACCAUGCCUAUGGAUUUUACCAAACCGCAUGCCUUUGAUGUGCUGACGAAGCGGAAACCGGCUCCCAGACUUUUCUGCGACAUCUGCGAUGAGUUUGAUCAGCACGAGACGGAGGACUGUCCAAUCCAGGCUAGUGAAGAUCGGGAUUACUCCCCGCCCCCAUCGGAGGCCAAUAACAAUGAGAAGGAACGCAAGCUGCCUGCACCCAGGAAAUACUGCGAUUCCUGCGAGGUGUUUGGCCAUGAUACCAGCGAAUGCGCCGAUGAUGAAACCUUUUAGCUCUACAUAAAUUCUAAAUUAUUUUCCGUUUUAUAUUGUUUUGACUUUAUAGCAUAAUCUUAUUGCGAGAUCUAUCAGAUGAGAUAACUUUUACCUCAGCAGAGAGCUUCACUCAAUCACACAAAAACAUUCUCUAUCUAAAAUUGUGAUCUUGCGUUAUGCACACAUUUCAUGGAUAAUAGUCUAUUUUAAAUUGUUUUUAUUUAUUUAAUGCGAUUCGUGGCCCACACAAUCGGUUGUUUUCGUAAUUUUUGAGUGUAAACAUAGUGUAAAAAAAAA